Molecule: messenger RNA, 1864 nt
Organism: Hyaloscypha bicolor E
Lineage: Eukaryota; Fungi; Ascomycota; Leotiomycetes; Helotiales; Hyaloscyphaceae
Exons: 4
Coding region: 59-1480 (473 amino acids)
Source: RefSeq, a predicted model, not a curated record
GCUUGUCGAGUCUUGAAUCAGAUUACGUCGCACUGCACAUCGAUUACAAGACCUCGUCAUGGCUCCGCCCAAAUUCAAGUUUGGUUCGAAGAGACUAAUUUCCCGUAAUCCUAGCAGCACCUCAGGCGGAUCUCGAAGAGUAGCUCCCAGCCCGAUCCAAGCUCGCAAAGCAACUGUCAAAAAUGAACGACCCAUGAAAGCAAUCUUCAAAGGCAAGGUGAUGUCCAUCGCAGGUACUAUUAUGACCACAAGCAAGAGCGACCCGCAACCCAUCACCUACGACUCCAUUUCCAAAUGGAUCACCGCUCAUGGUGGCACCUACGAACGAGAAGUUGGUCCAGAUACCACCCACCUCAUCUGCUCAAUCGAAGACUACAAGAAGCGCACUCAGCAAGUCAAAAAAGCUUGGGAGCUCGGCAAGAAACAAUGCAAGAUCAUAGUUUUUGAUUGGCUUGAAGACUGCCUGCUCGGCAAGAAAUUGAAGAAGGGAUUGAGACCCGAGGGACCGUACACGCUUGAUCGAACACUCGCCCGCAUCAAGAAAGGAUUCUCGGAUCAUGCUGAGUACCGGAGAAAGUUUGAGGAGGGUGCGAGAGCGAGUAAGGCCUUGGUUGAUAAUAUAGCGCUCAAUCAUGUUUACUGCGAUCCCUUUGAUCACUUUGAGUACAAAGUCACUCUUACACGGGUUAACAUCGGUGGACGAGUUCAGGUGGAGAAGUAUACUUGCUACCUCUUCGAAUCUAACGCCGGACCCCCGUUCACCUUCAUGACCGGCGCCAUGCUCUCGCGCUCCCACCGCCAAACCUCAUACUUCCGCGACCACUGCCGCCCGAUGUCUUUCUCUCAAGCCUUCUUUCACUUCAAGGAUUUCUUCUAUAAGAAGACAGGUAUCCAUUGGGAUCAAAGAUUGGAGGGGAUUAAGAUGGGUGAGGAGUUCUUCGUUUAUACGCCUCCUGUCCUGGGACGACCGGUGGGCUGGGUGUGCGAGGGGUAUGUGAGACCUGAGUUGAGGGUUAGGGAACUUACUGAAGGCAAAUCCGAAAAGACAAAUACAGAAGGGGAGAGUGGCGAGGAUGGAGAGGAACGAGAAGGCGAGGUGGUUUAUGAUACUGACUCUGAGGUUGAGGAUGAUGAUUCUAAGUACGAUGGCACGACGGGUCCGUCCAGGGAGAGUGGUUCGAGGGAGGUUCCUGAGGAGAGCAGCGUUCCGUCCAGAUUUAAUGGUUUCAGAGCUGAUUCUGAGGUUGAGGAGGACGGUGGGAGCUUCAAUACCAAGAACGCCAGCUUCAGCACUAGCUUCAACACUAACAUUGGUAGGAGCUUUGAGAUGGGUAGUAGGCUGGGAAGUGAGGAGAGUGGUGAGACUGAGCGGACCCAAACUACGACGCCGAGCAGUCAGGAGAGUGACGGUUUGAGAGGUGUGUUUGAAGAGGUUGUGAGAGCCGUUACACCGCCAGGUCUUAUUUACCUCUCGGAUUAGGAGGUCCGUCGACCUGCUUCUCGAGGUCGUGUUGCUAGGUGCCGGGAAUCUGCUGUGGUGGAACACUGGCAUUUGGCUGCAGAGGUGGAGAUGUGGAUAUGAUGGUGGAGAGACGUUGCAUAAUUGGGAGAUGAUUUGUGAUUUCUUUAUUUUCUUUCAUUUAUGGUUCUGGUGGAUUUUUAAGAUGGACACAGGGGUGGAGAAAUCUUACAGUGCUGGUGGUUAUUUUCAUGGAAAUCUCGAGCAUGGAAAUCCUCUAAAGUCCUCGAUUGAGGCAGAGGUUCGCAGAUCUCUUCAACUUGCAAUCAUGGAUUCAUGGUUGGGGUGGAGGUUAUCCGCACAAUAGCUACAAUAUGUGUCUUUUGAGGGUCGAUUGGCUGGCAC